Chinchilla lanigera (long-tailed chinchilla) is the source of this 361-nucleotide messenger RNA. Its product is annotated as cytochrome P450 3A17-like. Gene Ontology annotation, biological process: oxidative demethylation; steroid metabolic process. Gene Ontology annotation, molecular function: iron ion binding; oxidoreductase activity, acting on paired donors, with incorporation or reduction of molecular oxygen; testosterone 6-beta-hydroxylase activity. NCBI's taxonomy places the organism in Eukaryota, Metazoa, Chordata, Mammalia, Rodentia, Chinchillidae. The record is from RefSeq and is a predicted model, not a curated record.
GUUCAGUAAGAAGAACAAGGAGAAUAUUGACCCUUACAUAUACAUGCCCUUUGGGAAUGGACCUAGGAACUGCAUUGGCAUGAGAUUUGCACUCAUGAACAUGAAACUUGCUCUCAUACGAGUCCUGCAGAACUUCUCCUUCCACACUUGUAAAGAAACCCAGAUCCCUCUGACAUUAGGAACGGAAGCUAUUCUUCAGCCAGAAAAACCCAUUAUUCUGAAGGUUGUGACAAGGGAUGAGACCAUAAGAGGAGCCUGAUUUUCCCUAUGGAUUUCUGCUAUGCUUUUUAGGAAGACCUUUAACUUACUUUUGAAUAAAACCCAGAUGAAGAUGGGCUUAAUAAACUGUCCUUGAAAAGUU